Plasmodium inui San Antonio 1 is the source of this 1593-nucleotide messenger RNA. RefSeq lists its product as hypothetical. The transcript is spliced from 2 exons. Gene Ontology annotation, biological process: double-strand break repair via break-induced replication; DNA replication. Gene Ontology annotation, cellular component: GINS complex; nucleus. The coding region runs from base 1 to 1593 and encodes 530 amino acids. NCBI's taxonomy places the organism in Eukaryota, Apicomplexa, Aconoidasida, Haemosporida, Plasmodiidae. The record is from RefSeq and is a predicted model, not a curated record.
AUGUCAGAUGUGUUUUCCAUAUUUAAAAAAAAACGAAUAAAAAAAGCAAAACUGCGCAAAGCGUCCGUAAAAAAAGGCAAGGGGAAGAUUUUCAUGAGCGACAAAUCCCGUCGGAAGGCGUACGCGACGAGCCGAGCGGUUAGCAACAACCACGGCGCAUUCCUGUACAAGGACAGUGGUGAAUAUCGGAAGGCAUCAGGAGGGGGAGCAGCAGUGGGAGAAGUAAUCGGAGAAGCAGUCGGUGAAGUAGCAGUAGAAGGCGGCGCUGGAGUAAGCAAUAACGGCGGAAGCUUCGGCGGAGUGGUAAAGGAGCCCCCAUUCAGUAAGCUAGCAGCAAUUGAAUUAUUAAGCAACGAAUCGAAUGUUGUCGUAGAAAACUUCCCCAAGCUACCAGUCAAAAACAUAGAGUCAUGUGAAGAAGUAUACAAUAUCUUCUAUAUAAGGGAUCAAUAUCUGAUUGGGAAUAAAACUAUACAGAUAAAUAACGACCACUUGAUUCUUCUCGAAACGACAUUGGACAAAUUGGACGCAGCGAUAUCGGAAUUGGACACAGAAGAGAGCUACUCCACGAAGAAGAUAUUAACAAGUGUGUACGAGAAGAUCUGUAAUCUAUACAGAAGUUUUAAGAGCAUAAAAUCUUUGCCUCCCCAAUUGUCCAAUGCGUAUAAUUGCUUCCAGAGUAAUGUCAUCUUUGUGAAGGGGAAGCAAUUUAAAAAAAACUACGUCUUCGAUAAUUUGAUAAAUAUCUAUACGUACCUACAGAACAGUGAACUUCAGCAGGAUAAUAUCGAGACGAUUAACCAGGCUAUUUACAUUAAUGAUAAGAAUGUAUCUGCUCCUUCUUUUAUCAAUAAAAGCAUUCUGACUUCUAACGGACAUGUGGAAGAGCAUAUCGAAUAUCUGCCGAUGAAAUUUAAUCCGCACUUCAUAGAAUUGAAUAAGAUUUCAAUUUAUUACCUUUUUGAAGAAUCCAUUAAUCAUAUCAUAUGGCAGAAGGCGCUGGACGAAUUAGUGGUGGUAAAAGCCUUGGCAGAUAUUCCCUACUUGGACUUAUCAGAGGUGGAAGGGUUCGACUUCAAAAAGAUGAAAUCAGGACAAAGGCAAUGGUAUCCUGUUUACAUUGCCAAAGAAUUAAGUGAAGAAGGACUUGCCACCGUCGAGUUUCCUUUUUGGUUUUAUAUCGAUAAUUUGAAAAAUAUCUACAAGAAGGAGUUUGAAGACAUGCAUGAGCUGACGGACCUACCCAGUCCCUUUUUCUUCGAGAUAUCUUCCAUGUUUCUCGAAAACAACGCGUUUAAGAACUCCACGCCGAUCGAGACCAUAGGCCAGCGCACGCCCUACAAGUACAUCCUCAAGGUGGCAGGCCUCAUCCAGGAUAUACGACAGAAGCGCAUUCACAAGAUUAUGAACAAAUUUAAGAACUGCGACGUCUUGUCCGAAAUUAUGAUCAUAAAUAACAUCCAGAUCUACGAAACGUAUUGCGUGAAUUACUUGGCUUCUGUUUUUUUCCAGAGCAAAGGGUCCAGAAGCUCCGUGUCGGAUGACUUUGACGUGCGCAACUAUCUCUUCGAUCCCUUUGUUUUUAGUGCCUGA